Molecule: messenger RNA, 3867 nt
Organism: Indicator indicator
Lineage: Eukaryota; Metazoa; Chordata; Aves; Piciformes; Indicatoridae
Gene: DHX9
Product: DExH-box helicase 9
Exons: 28
Coding region: 1-3867 (1288 amino acids)
Biological process (GO): positive regulation of transcription by RNA polymerase II; regulation of mRNA processing
Cellular component (GO): nucleolus; ribonucleoprotein complex; intracellular anatomical structure
Molecular function (GO): 3'-5' DNA/RNA helicase activity; 3'-5' DNA helicase activity; ATP binding
Source: RefSeq, a predicted model, not a curated record
AUGGGGGAUGUCAAGAACUACCUAUACGCCUGGUGCGGGAAGAGGAGGCUGAUGCCGACCUACGAGAUCCGCGCCGGCGGCGGCCGCAACCGGCAAACCUUCCUCUGCGAGGUUCGAGUGGAAGGCUUCAACUAUGUUGGCAUGGGCAAUUCCACCAACAAGAAAGAUGCACAGAGCAAUGCUGCCCGAGACUUUGUCAACUACUUGAUUCGUGUGAAUGAAAUGAAGAGAGAGGAAGUCCCUUCAUUUGGACCAGCAACUGGUGAUGCCCCUGAUGGACAAGAAGCACCUAGAGAUGCUACUGGUUCCAGUUCUUCUUUGGGUGGACCUCUUCCUCCCCAUUUGAUUCUAGAGUCUGAAAUAGGCAAUGGCCCCAGUGCAGCACCUGGAGACUGUGGCGAUCAUGGAGCUCAGUGGGAUCGGGGUGCAAAUUUGAGCGAUUAUUACUUAAAGAGAGAGGAGCAAGAAGUGCAAGCAACCUCAGGGUCAGAAUCAGACUCAAAUGCUGAUCUUCAUGGGAACUGGAACUUGGAAAAUGCCAAGGCACGUCUGAACCAGUUUUUCCAAAAGGAGAAGAUUCAGGAAGAAUAUAAAUACACUGAAAUGGGGCCUGAUCACAACAGGAGCUUUAUUGCAGAAAUGAACAUCUAUGUGAAGCAGCUGGGCAGAAGAAUUUUUGGUCGUGAGCAUGGAUCAAACAAGAAGCUGGCAGCCCAGGCCUGUGCCCUUUCCUUGGUUAGACAACUCUACCAUCUUGGUGUCAUAGAACCGUAUUCUGGACAGACAAAGAAAAAAGGAGAAUCGAUGGAACCCUAUGAUGUGUUGCUGUCCCCUGAUUUAGAAAGUCAGCUGCAAAAAACCAUACGGGAGCUGUCUCUGGAGACUGUGCCUUUGCCUGAAGAUCCCAGUAAUCCAGUUUCUAUUAACGUUGGAAAGUUGGCGCAUUUUGAACCAUCACAGAGACAGAGUUAUAUGGAAGCUGUUCCAUGGUCACCACCUCAUUCCAACUGGAACCCUUGGACUGGCUGCAAUAUCGAUGAGGGUCCUCUGGCAAAUCUCGCUCCAGAGCAAAUCAGCAUGGAUUUGAAAAGUGUUUUCAUGUACCGUUUGGAGCAUGAGGAAGAGCUGCAAAGAAUCCAGGAAGAGAGAGACACCUUACCUGUGAAGAAUUUUGAAAAUGAAAUUCUGCAUGCGGUCCAGAACAAUUCUGUUGUCGUCAUUCGUGGUGCCACCGGUUGUGGCAAAACCACACAAGUGCCCCAGUACAUCCUAGAUGAGUACAUCAAAACCAACAGAGCUGCAGAGUGCAACAUAGUGGUGACACAGCCCCGCAGGAUCAGUGCUGUGUCCGUAGCGGAGCGUGUUGCAUACGAGAGAGGAGAAGAGCCUGGGCAGAGCUGUGGCUACAGCGUGCGAUUCGAGUCGGUGCUGCCUCGGCCCCAUGGCAGCAUGCUCUUCUGCACUGUAGGUGUUCUUCUGAGAAAAGUGGAGGCUGGGAUCCGUGGCAUUAGUCAUGUUAUUGUUGAUGAGAUCCACGAGAGAGACCUCAAUACUGAUUUUCUCUUGGUGGUGCUGAGAGAUGUAGUCCAGGCAUAUCCUGACAUCAGGGUUAUCCUCAUGUCUGCCACCAUCGACACUAGUAUGUUUUGUGAAUACUUCUUCAACUGUCCUAUCAUUGAGGUCUUUGGUAGAACCUUUCCUGUCCAAGCUUAUUUUCUGGAAGAUUGCAUUCAAAUGACUAAGUUUGUUCCUCCACCAAAAGAAAAGAAGAAGAAAGAUAAAGAUGAAGAAAAUGAAGAUGAUGAUGCCAAUUGCAACCUCAUUUGCAGUGAUGAAUAUGGCCCAGAAACAAAGCACUCCAUGGCUCAGCUGAGUGAGAGAGAAACUUCUUUUGAACUGAUUGAGGCGCUGCUAAUUUAUAUCAAGACCCUGAAUGUCCCAGGAGCUGUACUUGUUUUCUUGCCUGGCUGGAACUUAAUAUACACAAUGCAGAAGCAUCUAGAAAUGAAUCCACGCUUUGGAAGCCAGCAGUACAGAAUUUUACCUCUGCAUUCGCAAAUUCCUCUGGAGGAGCAGCGUCGAGUGUUUGAUCCUGUGCCUCCUGGAGUGACAAAAGUUAUUUUAUCUACCAGCAUUGCUGAGACUAGCAUUACCAUCAACGAUGUGGUCUAUGUUAUAGACUCCUGCAAACAGAAAGUGAAGCUGUUCACUGCUCAUAACAACAUGACAAACUAUGCCACAGUCUGGGCAUCCAAAACUAACUUGGAGCAGCGGAAAGGAAGAGCUGGACGUGUGCGUGCUGGUUUUUGUUUCUAUUUAUGCAGCAGAGCUCGCUUUGAAAGACUUCAAACUCACAUGACACCGGAAAUGUUUCGAACGCCGCUUCAUGAAAUUGCUUUGAGCAUCAAAUUGCUGCGGCUGGGAGGAAUCGGCCAGUUUUUGGCCAAAGCAAUAGAACCACCACCUUUGGACGCAGUGAUCGAAGCAGAACGCACGCUAAGAGAUCUUGAUGCCCUGGAUUCCAAUGAUGAGCUGACACCUCUUGGAAGGAUCCUAGCCAAGCUUCCCAUUGAACCUCGUCUGGGCAAGAUGAUGAUAAUGGGCUGUAUUUUUUAUGUGGGAGAUGCUAUUUGUACCAUCUCUGCAGCCACCUGUUUCCCUGAACCUUUCAUCAACGAAGGCAAACGCCUGGGUUAUGUCCAUAGGAAUUUUGCUGGGAGCAGGUUUUCAGAUCACGUUGCUUUGCUCUCUGUUUUCCAGGCCUGGGAUGAUGCAAGAAUGGGUGGUGAAGAAGCAGAAAAAAGGUUUUGUGAACACAAAAGGCUCAGCAUGGCUACUCUGAGAAUGACUUGGGAAGCAAAGGUCCAGCUGAAGGAUAUACUUAUCAGUUCUGGCUUCCCUGAAGAAUGCUUGAUUACUCAGCCAUUUAACAACACUGGACCAGAUAAUAACCUGGAUGUUGUAAUCUCCCUGCUUGCUUUUGGGGUCUACCCCAAUGUCUGCUACCACAAGGAGAAGAGGAAAAUUCUUACCACUGAGGGGCACAGUGCGCUCAUCCACAAGUCAUCUGUCAACUGCCCUUUCAGCAGCCAGGACAUCAAGUAUCCAUCACCCUUUUUUGUGUUUGGAGAGAAGAUCCGAACGCGAGCCAUCUCUGCAAAAGCAAUGACCAUGGUGAGCCCACUGCAGCUGUUGCUCUUUGCCUCCAAGAAGGUGCUGUCAGAUGGGGAGCUCAUUCUGGUGGAUGACUGGAUCAAGCUGAGGAUGCCCCACAAUGCAGCUGCCUGCAUCACUGCUCUGCGUGCAGCAAUGGAGGCUCUUGUGGUGGAAGUAACUAAAGAUCCUGGGCUCAUUCAGCAGCUGGACCCAGCGAACGAGCGAAUGCUGAAUGUGAUCCGCCAGCUCUCCAGGCCCUCAGCCUCAGGCCUUAGCCUCUUGGCUGGCAACACAAGGUUCGGCGAUGGUCCUCGUCCCCCCAAAAUGCCUCGCUACGACAACGGAGGCGGCUUCAGAGGCUGGGGAGGUUCCCCACGUGGUUCUGGCUACAGAGGUAGAGGGUAUGGUGGCUACGGCUACUCUGGCAGGCGCCCGGGAGGAAGAGGAUACCAAGGUGGCCCUGGGGGAGGCUAUGGGGGAGGAGGCUACCAAGGAGCAGGUGGUAGCUAUCGAGGAGGCUGCGGGGGUCCAGGGCGGGGAGGACUCCGCUCCCGGCCUGCCCUGCGCUGGCAGCCCCGCCCUGCCUCGCCUCUCUACGCCCGGGCCGGGCCCAUCCCAGCCCAGCCCGCGGCCAGGCGCGGAGCGGCGGCGGCAGCCAGCGAGCGACCGAGCCCCGCGCCGCUCGGCCGGUUCCUUCCGCCGCCGGCCUGA